AUGUCCGAACCACAAGGAAGCCCACUGGCGCAACCACAUGCAGAUGAGCCAUCGCCAUCGCCAUCGCCACCUCCACCCCCCGCCACAACACAUGUCUCUCAGUCUCCAAGAAUAGCACAGUCAGCAUCGCCAGCGCCAGCGCCAGCGCCGGAACCAAAGCCAGCAAAAGCGCCGGCAAUGGCGGAAGCUCCGACUGCACCGCCGGCACCGAUACCACAACCACAAGUACCGAAAGCACCACAGGUCAUGCUCCCUCAACAGUAUACUGCGAGUCAACAGCAGGCCCAACCAUGUCAACCGAAUACGACGAAGCCUUCGUCCAAGGCUGGAUAUCCGUAUGUCGGAUACUUGCAAAAUGAGACACGAGCUCGGUUCUACAAUAUUCUUGCGGAUUUGGAUCCGUACAAAGCUACUCCUAAGGAGUUCAUACACCUGCUGGUGAAUGCUGCCAUGCGCGACGCGGAGAUUGGAAAGUCUAUCUAUCGCAUGAACGAAGACAGGCUUCGCAAUCCACAGACUUGGCAACCCAUAAAGCCGCCGGAACCUCCGACCCAACAGGUUACGCCGUCGAAACCAAGCACGCCGCUAUUAACGCUGGAACAGACACUGAGCUCACAGACAGCCAUGCACCAUCCCCCGCAACAGUAUGCUCAAUACCAGGUACCACCAGGGUUUAUACCUGGCCCCAGUAUGACGGCUCCCCAAUUCAUCAAACCUCCGCAACAGGGGUCGCCAAACCAAUCCGAAUCUCCCGGUACCGCCAACGUGAAUGAUAGUGCCAUCGAGUUGGACGACGGACCAUCGGAGCCGAAAGAGCAAUCUUGCAACUUCACGUGGGUCUUAGAUCGUGCCGAGACCCAUCUGGGCUGGACAGGCAACUGGGACAAAUGUUCCCAGAUACGGCAAGUCAGUAUUGGAUACGAUAUCGCCCUUAAGCUGCAGAAGCUGUUCAAGAAGCUGAACGCGGCGAUGGACAAAUACCUGACGUUCGUCAACCGAGUACACAUUCUUACCGUCAUGCGCGAGAUGAUCAUGGCCACUCUGGAGACAGAAGGGACGGUGGGCAAGGAGUGCCGCGAAUGCGCACGCGAGUUCGACACCAACUUUGUUGCGGCGGUGAGAAAGUUGACCACAAAUCAGCUGAAGAGACUCAAGGUCCUGGAGGGCGGGAAAUGGGUACAGGAGCUACAGGACCUCCUGGACGAGGCGGAGAGGCAGAACCUGUUUGCACAUCUGAAGCAAGCGCUGGUGUUGAUCGACUGCUGA
Anthostomella pinea is the source of this 1266-nucleotide messenger RNA. The record is from the annotation of a GenBank genome assembly. NCBI's taxonomy places the organism in Eukaryota, Fungi, Ascomycota, Sordariomycetes, Xylariales, Xylariaceae.